This is a messenger RNA of Tetrahymena thermophila SB210, 972 nucleotides long. Its product is annotated as zinc MYND domain protein. The record is from RefSeq and is a predicted model, not a curated record. Gene Ontology annotation, molecular function: protein binding. The transcript is spliced from 10 exons. Lineage: Eukaryota; Ciliophora; Oligohymenophorea; Hymenostomatida; Tetrahymenidae.
AUGGCAUCUAACUAGAUUUAACAAGAAAAGAAAGGCUAAAAAAAGGAAAGAACAUAGGCAUAAGCAAAAGUUGAACUUUUUGCAGAAGUAGAAAAAGCUAAAGCACUCUUAAUAGAAGGUGAAAAUGAAUAAGCAAUUGAAGAUGCUUAAAGGGCUAUUAUAGACUUGAAAGAAGAUUUAGGAGGUGAAAACUCUGUAUUGCUUUUACCAGGGUAUUUUAUUCUUGCUGAGGCUUACAUAGCUGAAGGAAAGCUUAAGAAAGCAGAAGAAUUUCUAAUUGCUGCUUAUUGGAACUUUUCAAAGUAUAAUAAAAAGCUUGAAAAAAGAGAUGAGCAAUUUGGAUAAGAUGAUAAGCGUAGAGAUGAUGUUGAAAUUAUUAAUGAAGAUGAAGCUGUACACUAUAGGGCAACUCUUCAUAAAACUUUUUCAAAGCUAUUUUUAGGAUAAAAGGAAUAUGUGAAAGCUUUAGAUGAACUCAAAAGUGGUAUUUAUAUGGAUAGCAUGAAGUAUGGUCCUGAGCAUAUAAUUACUAGUAUUAACUAUUUUUCUAUGGGAAAUAUAUUUUUGCAAAAAAAGCAAAUAGCUGAAGGAGAAGCUUUUUAUGGAAAGACUGCUGAAAUUUGGUACAAUUAUUUCAAGGUAUAUUUCAAAAGAGUAGAUCUAGCUGAAGGAAAUAAUGAAGCUUAAAAUCCAGAUGAUAUGCUUGUAAAGGAAGCCUGUGACAUUUUGCAGACCAUACAAAUUUAUUUUGAAGAAAGAUACUAGGAUGAGGAGAGAAAAGCUGUAUUUGUACCUUUACUAAACUCAUAUAGAGCCCUUGCAUUAAUUUUUAGAUAUGCUGACCAAGAAGAUAGAUAUAAAAGAUACAUUAAUAAUGCAUACUAAGAGUGUUUAAGAGUAAAAGGUCCUAACCAUAAGAAGACCAAAAAAUUAUUAGAAAUGCUUGACAUGACAAAAGAAUAUUAAGAUUGA